CCUCCCCCUCUCUUUCUCCCACCACUGUACUAACAUCCUCCAUCUUAUCAUCCCUUCCUACCCAACCUUUCGCAUUUUGCUACAAGCCUUCCUUUGCCCAACCCUUAGCGCCGCCCUCAACCAAGAUUUCAGCCAUUCUUGUAAGCCAUAUAUUUAUUCUUUUGGUUUCUUGCCUUUUAAAUCUACAAAAGAUCAAGUCUUUGGAGAUAUAUUCCUCUAUCGAAGAAAUUCCGGUGGCCAGUUUUCUCAAUUGAAGUAUAAAAGCUGUUCUUGGUUGAAUGAGAGAGAAGUCAUGUGUGUAGAUCUUAACUGGAAUCAUGAAUCUAUCUGGGUAGAUUUUCAUUCACUGCUUCUGGGUCUAAGUGAUGCUGAUUAGCUUGGGUUAAUGUUUCCCCCCUUUUGGAUGAGUUUCUGGGGAUUUGUGCUCUGAUCUGCUACUGCCGCAAGAUUCCGACUUUCUCUUUCUUGAUAGUUACUACUUUGGGUGUGUCAAUCUGGCAGGCCUAUAAAUGGAGGCCAGGAUUGGAGGCCAAGCUCAACUAUUUUAUAAUUUAGGCUCAGCAGAUUUGAGGGUUGUCGGGAAGAGGAGCCUGGAUUGGGAUCCAUGUGAUUGGAAAUGGGACAGUCAUCUUUUCCGCGCCACGCCUAUCAAUCCCAAUCCAUCAAAUUUCCAAAGCAGGCAGUUUUUCCCGCUCCAAACAGGAAUUUCCACAUCCAACAGCUCCUCCUAUUGCUCUGACGAAGUGAAUAUUGUGUCUGGGCAAGAGGUAAGGGGGUUUGAGAAGCGGCAAAGGGUUAUUUUCGCAGAGGACGAAGAUACCCUUGAAGGCGAGACGGGCAACCUCACCUUGAGGCUUGGGGAACAUGGAUCUCCUAGUGAUGAAAGAGAAGGGCAAGCCUUGGAUGGAACAAUUGGGAAAAAGGUCAAGCUCUCUGGAUCCACUUCAAUCCGAGGUGCCGCUUGUCAAGUGGAGGAUUGUGUGGCAGAUCUCGGCAAAGCCAAAGACUACCACAGAAGGCAUAAAGUUUGUGAAAUGCAUUCCAAGGCAACCAAGGCACUUGUGAGCAACAUUAUGCAGCGUUUCUGCCAACAGUGUAGUAGGUUUCAUGCGCUUGAAGAGUUCGAUGAUGGGAAGCGUAGUUGUCGAAGACGUUUAGCUGGUCAUAAUAAAAGGAGAAGGAAGACUCAACCAGAAACAGUUGCUAAUAACAAUGCAAUGAUUGAUAACAAUAAUAGCCAAGCUACUAGUUAUCUUUUGAUGAGCUUAUUUAAGAUACUUGCCCACAUGAACUCAAACACGGGGAGCUCCAAAGAGGACCAGAACAUUCUCUCUCACCUACUAAAGAAUCUUGUUAGCCAGGGUGCCUUGACCGGAGACAAAAGUAUAUCUGGCAUUCUAAACGAGUCUUCGAAUUUGCUGAGCAAUGGACCCGCUUUUAGAGAGUCAGAAUUAAUAUCUGCCUUGAUCUCAAAUGGGUCUCCGGCGUCUUCACCACCAAAAGAACAAGCUCCCACUGCUUCUGUGUCCAAGUUACCAAUGGAAGCAGUUAGCAUGUUUCCUAAUGAAAGCAGUUCCUUGGCUACUGCAUUGGGUCAGGAAAGUUCUGCUGGGAGGAGUAAAUUGGCUGUUUUUGAUUUAAAUGACAUUUAUAUUGAUUCAGACGAUGGCGUUGAAGAUGUAGAGAGGUUGCCUGUCCCAGCUGAUUUGGUUGCUGGCUCCCCGGAAUGCCCAUCGUGGGCACAAAAGGACUCUCAUCAGUCAAGCCCACCUCAAGCAAGUGGGCAUUCAGACUCAGGUUCCGCCCAAUCACCGUCCAGUUCCAAUGGAGAUCCUCAGAGCCGCACUGAUCGUAUUGUUUUCAAACUAUUUGGGAAAAAUCCAAGUGACUUCCCAUUUCUUUUACGUGCACAGAUUCUGGAUUGGCUAUCUCACAGUCCUACUGACAUGGAGAGCUACAUUAAGCCUGGUUGUGUCAUACUAACUGUAUAUCUUCGUCUACCUGAAUCUUCUUGGGAUGAGCUUUGCUGCUGUUUGGGUUCCAGUUUAAGCAGACUUCUGGAUGCCCCUGACGAUAACAGUUUCUGGAGAGAUGGAUGGACUUAUGUUAGAGUGCAGAACCAAAUAGCAUUCCUGUGCAGUGGUCAAGUUGUAGUGGAAACUUCUCUGCCUUUCAAAAGUAAUGAAAACAGCACAAUUUUAAGUGUCAAGCCUAUUGCUGUACCUGUGUCUGGGAAAUCUCAAAUCACAGUGAAAGGAUUUAACUUAUCUGGGCCCGCCACAAGGCUGCUCUGUGCAAUAGAAGGCAACUAUCUUGUUCCAGAGGCUAGUAUAGAGACAACAGAACAUAAUGAUAAUGACCUUGAGCAGUGUGAUAUGGUUGAAUAUGUAAACCUUACAUGUUCUUUUCCUGCAGCUGCUGGAAGAGGCUUCAUAGAGGUUGAAGGUAAUGAUCUUGGUAGCAACUUUUUUCCUUUUAUAGUUGCUGAGCAGGACGUUUGCUCUGAAAUAUGUACACUUGAGAAUGAGAUUGAGUUGACUGAGAAAGAUUAUCUCGAUGGGGAAGUUGAUAAAAUGGAAGUAAGAAAUCAAGCCAUGGAUUUCCUAUACGAAUUGGGCUGGCUUCUUCAUAGAAGCAAUUUGAGAUCACAAUUGGGGGAAUCGGAAGAUCCUAGUGAGAUGUGCUUCUCUUUAAACCGGUUUGCAUGGCUUAUGGAGUUUUCUGUGGACCAUAAUUGGUGUGCGGUUGUGAAAAAGCUGUUGGACAUUCUUUUCAAUGGGAGUGUGGGCAGUACAGAUAAUCCUUCCUCCUUGAAACUUGCCUUCUCUGAGACGAGUCUCCUUCACAAAGCAGUUAGGAGAAAUUCAAGGUCUUUGGUGGAGCUGUUAUUGAGAUACACUCCGGAUAAAGUGGCUGAUGAUCUAAGUGUGGAAUAUCGGGACCUGGUGGGAAAUGAAAGUGGAUAUUUGUUCAAACCUAAUGUUGCAGGUCCUUCAGGUUUGACACCUCUCCACGUUGCAGCAGGUAUAGAUGGAUCUGAAGAUGUAAUUGAUGCAUUGACAGAUGAUCCUGGAAAGGUGGGAAUGGAAGCAUGGAAGAACUCUCGCGAUAAUGCAGGGUUUACUCCAGAAGAUUAUGCCCGUCUGCGAGGGCAUUACUCAUACAUCCAUCUCGUCCAGCGAAAACUACUUAACAGGAAAGCUUCUACCACUGGCCAUGUGGUAGUUGAUAUCCCCAGUGUUUUUUCUCUGGAAGGGAAAUACAACUUGAAGCAAAACAAUGGUGCGGGCACAAGCUUUGAGAUUUCAAGGACUGAUAUGAAACCCAUUCAGCAGCGGGCAGCGUGCCGGGUGUGUGAUCAGAAGACAGUUCCAUAUCGAACCGGCAGCAGAUCUUUGCUUUACAGGCCGGCCAUGCUCUCGAUGGUCGCAAUUGCUGCGGUAUGUGUUUGUGUCGCUCUUCUGUUCAAGAGCUUACCUGUCGUCAAUAACUUGUAUUGUCCCUUGAGUUGGGAUUCUUUGGACUAUGGUUCAAUCUAAUUUGGGGUUAGUGCACAGCCCACCAGUAGGACCACUGCUCCCUCCUUUGUAUCUGUUGUGUAUGCGUGAAUAAACUGUAUAACUGAGGUGUCCGUAGGAAAUCCCCCCCCCCCUUAAAUAUACUCCUAUAUUUAUGUCAGUGAUGUAUACCUGUAUUUUUAUUAUUAUUAUGUUAUAUAUGACGAUAUGAUUGUUUUUUUGGCUUCCAGUUCAAGGUACCUAUUUGUGCAGGCUUGUACUUUUUUCCUCGUUCA
Molecule: messenger RNA, 3793 nt
Organism: Cuscuta europaea
Lineage: Eukaryota; Viridiplantae; Streptophyta; Magnoliopsida; Solanales; Convolvulaceae
Source: the annotation of a GenBank genome assembly